UGAUAUGUGCAGUAUAUAAAUGCACGAGCGUUUACCAAAAGUUCCACCACAUCUAAGAAACAAAAAGAAAAAUGGAAAAGAAGGAAUUUUCUGCAGAAAUUGUAGAUUCAGGUUUUUCUGAAUCAUACGAAUCCGUUCGAGAAGGAGUUGAGUCGCUCACUAUAAACGACAAACAACUUGUCGAAGAGAAAGUUGUAAAUGCCGAAUUCCAGUCAAAUUGCAAUUCGUGCCCCGAAGAAAAAGAAAAUGGUUAUUACUUCGAAGGUGAUGAGGAAGGGGAUAGCUUGUUACAUUUAGCCAUUGCUAAUGGAAAAGAUGAUUUAGCAUUAAGAAUUAUUGAUUUGGCAUCAUCUGCGUCAAUAAAUGCCCAAAACAAAAUUGGACAGACACCUCUGAUGUUAGCUGUAAUCACAGAAUCCUUACCUGUGAUUCGGAAGCUUGUAGAUGUUGGUGCAGACCUAGAGCUCUGUGACAUGAAUGGUAAUAACAUCAUUCAUAUUGUUGCUGUCAAUGGCAUUGAUAGGGGGCUGAAAGAACUGUUCACUGAGAGCCUCUGCAGGUGUAGCAAGGAAUUGGCUGCCAUUUAUCAAGUCCUUUUGGAAUCAAGAAAUGCUGAAGGAUAUACUCCAUUCCAUCUUGCUGUAAUGAAUAGUUAUUUUGGAACAGCUUCUUUGCUGAAAUAUAUUGGUUCAGAUGUCAAUGCAUGGGAUUACAAAGCUGGGUUUUCUCCAUUACACCAUCUAGUGAAAAUGGGCAAUGCUUGGCAUGUGCAGAACUUUAUUAACGAAUUUAAACCCAACAUUGAUGCAAGAUCAUAUACUGGUAUCACACCACUGCAGCUAACAAUUGGUGGAAAUCUUGACGAUAUAGCUGAUAUACUAAUCAUCAAUGGUGCAGACACUGAAACUGAAACUGAUGAGUGCUACUCAUGGUCAAAAGCACACUUGAGAGAGGAAAUGCUGAUGCAAUACUGAUAGGCCUAGCUCUUAAUGUUUGUGUCCCACACAAAUUGGUCCACAUUGGCACAAAUUGUCCCACACGAACCAUGCCUGCAGGCCAAUCUAUCAGGGUUAACACAUCACAGUGAUUGCCCCAGCGAAUUCAGGUUGAAUUACCAGGCCUAUCAACAUCUGGAUGGUUCUGCGUGUCAUCAUUGGUUCUCUUUGUUCAAAGGUAUCAUCAAAUAGAAUUCCAAUCAGAUAAAGCCAUUGCAAAAAGUUACCAUAAAUUGAGCAACCAUUUGAUUUCCAAGCUGGUUUUUUAAAAACUUUCAAUAUGUAAUAAAAAUUCAAAACCAAUGUAAAAGAGUGGAUACAUUUCAAGUUAUUUGGAUUAGAUAUUGUACCUCUUUGGUAAAUUUGAUUAUACAGUUUUUCCAAUUUUAAGUUUUCUUUAUUUGUUUCAAUUUUUUCAACAAUGUUUUCAACAAUGUUUUCUCCAAUUAUUGAAAUAACAACAAGACUAUGUCUCAGUCAUGUUUUUGUGUUUUUCCUCAAUUGUGCAGUUGUUUUGGAUACAUGGAAUAGCCCAUGUGCCAAAUAACUCCCAGACUAUGAAAUAUGAAUUUGUGCCUGCAAUCCUGGCAGUAAAUGUUGAGACAAACACAUAAACACCAGUCAGUCAUUGUGCAUGUAUAUAUAAUUAAGCAUUUACAUCCUGCCCCUUCAAAGUUUGUGCACAUCAUCAGUGAACUGGGGGCAGGGAGAGGUCUGCAAAAUUCUAUAUACAUACUGUCUUUCUUUGAUUGAAGGUGGUGACCUAGUCCUACUUAUAAACAAUUGAUGUAGAUUAUAAACAAAAUGUAGGAACAAAAACCAGUUUUUACAACCAAAAGUCACCCAGGCAUUUAGGGCUUCAUCAGGGUGAAUACCUGUACAUUGGUGAAGUUAUCAUGCAAUAUUCACAGAAUCUUUUAGAGAUCUUCUUUCUAGUUCUUCAAUUCUGUUUGUCCAUUGGCAGCAUGUUUAUUCAUAUAAGCUUAUAAACUGCAUUUAUGAGAAGUGGUUUUGAGGCUGUAGCUGGCUUUUUAGCCAUGUCAAAUUCCUGUAACAUGUUUGGACAAAGUUUCUAAAAAAGGGUGUGAUCUGUAAAAGUGGGUAUAAGGAAAACCAAAAGAUCUUGUUACAUAACAAAGUAAGUUUCAUACAGAUUGAUGCACAAGUCAUUGCCUGUUAAAUGUAUUUUACACCUGGUUAAUGGUGUUUACUAAUGAGGGACAAACCACUUCUUGUAAACCUUUUAUAGAAAUUGUUGAUAUGUGCACUUUGCCUUUCACUUUCCAUUUAUUGUCCCUCUGUUGCUGUAUAUUUUGUUAUCAGAAAGGUGGCAGCUUAUUUGGGCAGCUCAAAAAGCGACUUCUGAAUAGAUCUCACCUCUGAUGUCUCUAUUUUUUCCUUUAACGCUAGAAAAACUUGCUUCUUAGAAAAUUCAAAGGACACUUUCAACAUGUUAAUCCUUUGCCAAUUUCACAUAUUCAAAGUCCAGAAAAGUGUUUUUCCUUUUCUUCCCCAUAAGUCCGACUUUUAGUUUCAUUAUGGUAAUUGAUUUCACUUGUUCUCAUCAACCAUUCCUUCGGUGACUGUGCCAUAACAAAUUUUCCUGAACUUUGCAGAAGGCUAGAAAAUCUAGAGUCUUUUCCUGUCUGGACUUUUCUUGAAGCUCUCCUAGUUUGAGACCGUUGUUUGGUAGGCCAGGGCACUUAAGAACCUGUUUUAGUUUUGAGAUAAAAUCAACGCGGGUUCAACGAAUAGAUUUCAAAUUCUUUAAAGUUAACAUGGAUUUUAAGGAAUUGGCAAAUUUUUCUACCUAUCCCUAAAAUAAAAUACAAUUUAUUCGUUUGUAUCAAAACAAUAGUUUUAAACAAUUCCCAAAAAAUUACCGACCUAGAAAAUGAAGGCAAAGGAAAUUCACCAGUUUUUUUUAGAAUCCGUGUUAACUGUCUACCAUGUCAAUUUCCUUGAAUAAGAUCUGAAUUAGAUUCUGCAUUGAUGGCAAGUGCGUAGAUAACAAAACUCAUGCGUUUGUCAAUUCCCGCAUCAUCCCCAGUUCCCUACUCUAAAGACUUAGGUAAAACAACAGUGUUAGGAAGGAGAGGGGGCGAGGCGAAUGCUGUUAAUAAUUUGCAUAAAUUUAGUUUAGUUUGCCAAGACUUGGCAAGAAUUGUAGUUUCCAGUAUCGCAAUAAGAGAGAGCAGCGGGUUGUUUGGUUGCAUUUCUUCGCAUAUUCGAUCUUCGUCUAUCAACAACCGUUCUCAGAAAUCUAGUGUAGUAAAGACUCAACUCGACUUCAUGCGCUGAUUUGGGUUUUGCUCUGAUUUCCAAUGUAUAUGGUCAGCUAGCAAGUACCGCGGACCGCGGAGCAUAUUACAGAUUGUGAGGGCUAAAACGUUUUUGGGGGCUAAGCACAAUAAAAACCAAGAGCAGGGCGAUUUUUGCAAGGUUUUAAGUACAUUUCGGAAAUAAUUGGGGGGUGCUAAAGUUCUUGUGGCCACCCGCUUCCGCGGUCCUUGUCAGCUACAAUGCCUGCCAGAAGUCUUGGUACACUAAUAUCAGUUUUCAAAGGCAAAUUCAGCCAUUCCCCUUUCCUCUUUAAACAAUGUUGAUUUACUACAAAACGACAUAGAGGAUUAGGAAGUACGAUCUUUUCUCUGCGACUUCUAUGAUAUUCUUCUAAACCAUCAACAUUGUUUAGGGGGAAGGGUGUGCAGAAAUAGAAGUAUUCGAGAAUAGAAUUGAAAACACAAACUGAUGGGUGUUCCGAGUACUUUUGGCAAUGAUUCUAGCAUGCUAGCUUUCAAUAACUGGCUUCUUAUGAUCCAUCUCUAGGUCAGUGGUGGCGCUAGGUUUCCUCCGACAAAGGGGCUAGCACUUCCGACGGAGGGGCUAAUUUUUUUAGAGAACGAUAGGGCUAGGGGGCGACAAGGAAUUGUAAGGGUACUGGAGACCGAAGGCGAGCGUUGCGAGCCGAAGAUUCGGGGGGUCCGGGGGUACUCCCCCGGGAAAAUUUUGGUGGCUACACCCAUUAGAUUGGCUAAAAAUGCUAUCAAAAUGGUGUAAUCGUGUUUUUUACUACGUUUUUUGACAUAUUACUAAGGGCACGUUUGCCCCCUCCCUUGCCCCUCCUAGCAAAGGGCAGGAGGGGCGCUUGCCCCCCCGCGCCCCCCUUCUCCGGCGUCCCUGGAAAUUUUUUUUGAAAGCUGCCUCUAGAUAAGCUUAAAACUACUCUAAAUCUUUACAACUCAUCAAACGUUGCCAAUUCAAGUAGGGCCUAUCUUUGGAAAGUAUGAAUUUAAAUAAAAAGCAACCAACUGAACUUAAGGAAAACUGGAACACAACGUAACUUUAUAGGAACAGACCUAAGCGGUGGAAUACGCACUUCUACAUAUCGAAAAUUCAAGUCCAAGAAUCAAAAUUGUUUCACAGAGCAAUUCUACUCUUCGGGAACUUAGCCUUAAAUCUGUCUACUACUGAGUCCAAGUCAAGAGCACUUCCACGGGCACGAUGAAUACCUAGCAUCAUCAGACUGUCUAGACGCUCGUCCUUCAUAAGUGAGCGCAGAUCACUCUUGAUGAGGCGCAUAGAGCUGAAGCUGCGUUCACAUUCGGCUGAAGAGACUGGCAAAGUGCAUGCGAUGGAUACAAGCCGGUGCAGCUCAAAGAAAGCUUCAUUUAGCUUUUCCAAGUGUGCCUCUAGUUGCAGAAGUGUGCUUGGGCGGUGUUUUUCUUCUUUUCUUGAGAGCAUAUAUUUAAAUGUGGCAAUUUCACUGCGUAGUGCACCAAUUUCAGACUGAAAAAGCUCAGCAAAAUUGACAAGAGUUGUUGGGUCCAAGUAGCUUUUCGACUUGGGGGCCAAUGCAGUUAUGCCUUUCAUGAUCUUUAUGUUUUUUUCGUCAAACCGCUUGCAAAGUUCUGCAGUUGUUCUGUUUAGUAUUUCUUUGACAUUUUGUACGUAGCCAUCAAACCCGCUUGCUACUUGAGGCUCUGAAGAUGCUUCCACAACAAACUCUCGAAGAGAAGCAGGCGUUGCCCUCUUUCUUGGUGGUCUUUUUUCUUCCGGCAAUUCCAAGCGAUCCGCUGCUUCUUCGGCAGUAUCCCAGAACUCUUGAAUCUUAUCCCUGCUUUGACAGUCAUCCAGUUCAUCUUUCAAUGUUGCAAUGAGAUCAAUGGCUUGACUCAAAUCAUUGGAGGGUUUCUGCAACAUGUCAGACGCAAAUUUGGCUUUGUUCAAGACGUGUCGGAUGGCAAACAGGUAUCUCACAAAUUUCCUGUCAAUCUGCAGAAGAUAACCAGUAGCUUCUGUUCUGCGACCGGGGUUCGUAUCUGUGUCAAUCACAUCCUGCAGGACUUCCACCAAGAUAUCCAACCGCUCCCAGAAAACAUUGAAUUGCUUCGCCUGGCAAGACCAUCUCGUGUCAGAAACUUUUCCAAUUUCCAUCACAUGAACCUUGUGAUCCUCUUGGACCUUUACCCAUCGUACAUGAACGGUGCUGCUGCUCAGAAAAGAAUGCAGGCUUCUGAAUAGCGAUAUCAUGUCUGCCACACAACUGAUUGAUUUCACAACAUCGACGAUCACAAGGUUCAAUCGAUGACAAAAGCAAUGGACGUAGUAAGCCAUUUCAGCACCGGUUUUCAGAGGAAGUUUCCUUUGAACGCCAUUCAGGUGACCAGAAACAACAGAAGCUCCAUCGUAGCCUUGCCCCACGCAUGCUUUCAUGUUGGCUUCGA
This is a messenger RNA of Rhopilema esculentum, 5722 nucleotides long. Its product is annotated as nuclear factor NF-kappa-B p105 subunit. Gene Ontology annotation, cellular component: cytosol. Gene Ontology annotation, molecular function: NF-kappaB binding. Gene Ontology annotation, biological process: cellular response to tumor necrosis factor. The record is from RefSeq and is a predicted model, not a curated record. NCBI's taxonomy places the organism in Eukaryota, Metazoa, Cnidaria, Scyphozoa, Rhizostomeae, Rhizostomatidae.